AUGAGCAUGGAUAAGAUGGAGGACUACAUCUACCGCGGAGCUGCCUCUCCAACUCAUGUCUUUCCUCGUGGGAGGAGCUCCAAUCAUGAACAGCACCUGCGAGGUCAAACAGCCGAUUCGCAAUAUGUUUCUUGGUCGACCAAUUGGUCUAUUGCUGCCAGGUUUGGGCUGGACUACUGCGCAGAUCAGCCUAUUGUCUUGCGGGUGGCCAGAAAGUAUUUGGAAAGAUGUUCUUGCGAAGAUGCUGAGAAGACAGUGAAGGAUAAGGGCUUAGAAUCUGACCUGAAAGCCAAAUUCAACGAAUCUGAGAUCAGCUACUUUGGACAUGCUUACGAAGAAGAGGUCAAGAGGCACUGUGAAGUGCUUGUUUUGGAUAAAAAGUCUGCCAAGGUGGAUCUUGAAGGCUGGUACAAGGUUGAUGUGAAGACGGGUGAGAUCGGUGAGCUGGCUGACAAGGGAGAGAUGUCCUCACAUGAUCGUUUAAUGUUCGAGGUGGUGGGUUUACCGGUGCCCAAAGACUUUGCUGAACGACCUCCAGAAAUUGGGUGA
Messenger RNA from Durusdinium trenchii, 549 nucleotides. NCBI's taxonomy places the organism in Eukaryota, Dinophyceae, Suessiales, Symbiodiniaceae. The record is from the annotation of a GenBank genome assembly.